Alnus glutinosa is the source of this 2277-nucleotide messenger RNA. RefSeq names its product cysteine-rich receptor-like protein kinase 10. Gene Ontology annotation, molecular function: protein kinase activity; ATP binding. Lineage: Eukaryota; Viridiplantae; Streptophyta; Magnoliopsida; Fagales; Betulaceae. The transcript has 7 exons. The record is from RefSeq and is a predicted model, not a curated record. Bases 148 to 2133 code for a protein of 661 amino acids. Gene Ontology annotation, biological process: protein phosphorylation.
AGCCACGAUCUCCAGUCUUAUCGAUCUGCUGAUCUGCAUAAUAAACCAAAAAAAGACGCAUGAAGUGGGAGAAAGAUUGGUAAAGUUAAGCUGAAGACACUUGCAAAUUUGCAAGUAACAGAGUGAUCAGUCAGAAUAAUCACCAACAUGGCCGGCGCUGCUUUCUUCAAAUUUCCCAUAUGCCUUGUGAUCACUCUCUCCCUCUUAACCUUGCUUGUUAGCCUAAUUACCACCGAAGCAGCACCUACUUACGCCGAUCACACUUGCUCAAAUUCAAGCUUUUUCACUCCCAACAGCACCUAUCAAGCCAACCUCAACCUCCUCCUCUCCGCUCUUUCCUCUAACGCCACCCGCCCCGACGGCUUCUACACAACCAAGGCCGGCCAGGCCCCUCCCGACGUCGUCAUCGGCCGUUUGCUCUGCCGCGCUGAUCUCACCCCGGAUCUCUGUAAAAACUGCAUCUCCACUGCCAUGACAGAUAUAAGAAACCGCUGCCCCUCCGACAAGGUGGGGCUAAUCUGGUACGACGAGUGCACGUUACAGUACUCCAACGAGUCCUACCUGAACGACAAGGUGCCUUUCCAGAACUUGCCGACCAGCACCCAGAACGUCCUGGAGCUGGACCGCUUCAACCCGUUGUUGUCCAGCACGAUGAAGUCGCUGGCGACGAGAGCCGCGAAUUCUCAAUCGGACAAGAAGUUUGCGGUGGCGGAAGAAAGGUUUACGGGCUCACAGACGCUGUACUGCAUGGUGCAGUGCUCGCCGGAGAUGAGCGCGGAUCAGUGUAUGAGUUGCUUGGAAAGCGCCAUAGGCUCUCUUCCUCAGUGCUGCUCGGGAAAACAAGGCGGAAAGGUUCUGCUUCCGAGCUCUAAUAUUAGAUACGAGAUGUUUCGAUUUUACAAUCUGACAGUAUCUGCUGGACCUCCUUCUCUUCCUCCAGGAAAAAGCAAGUCAUCUCUAAUUAUUAUCAUCGCCAUUGUUGUCCCAAUUGCUGGUUCUGUCGUGCUUUUCUCCAUUGGCUGUUUCUUCCUGCGUAGAAGAACAAAGAAGACUUACAAUACAUUCCUAGCAGAAAAUGUUGGGGUUGAAAUUACAUGUGUAGAGUCCCUGCAAUUUGACUUGGGUACAAUUGAAGCUGCCACAAACAACUUCUCUGAUGAUAACAAGAUUGGAAAAGGAGGAUUUGGUACGGUUUACAAGGGAAUCCUUUACAAUGGACAAGAAAUAGCAGUGAAGAGGCUAUCCAAAAGCUCUGGGCAGGGUGCAGAAGAAUUUAAGAAUGAGGUUAUGUUGGUUGCGAAGCUUCAACAUAGAAAUCUAGUGAGGCUCUUAGGAUUUUGCUUGGAAGGAGACGAAAAGAUACUCGUUUAUGAAUAUGUGCCCAAUAGCAGCCUUGAUUACUUUUUAUUUGAUACAGAAAGGCAAAGACAAUUGGAUUGGUUAACCCGUUACAAGAUUAUAGGAGGGAUUGCUCGAGGGCUUCUUUAUCUUCAUGAAGAUUCUCGGCUUAGAAUUAUUCAUCGUGAUCUUAAAGCUAGCAAUGUUUUAUUAGACGGCAAUAUGAAUCCAAAGAUUUCAGAUUUUGGCAUGGCAAGGAUAUUUGUAAUGGAUCAAACCCAAGGAAAUACGAGUAGAAUCGUGGGAACAUAUGGCUACAUGUCUCCAGAGUAUGCAAUGCAUGGACGAUUCUCUGUGAAGUCCGAUGUAUUUAGCUUUGGCGUCCUACUUCUAGAGAUUAUCAGUGGGAAAAUGAACAAUUGUUUCUACCAAUCAGAACAUGAUGAGGACCUCUUAAGCUUUAUAUGGAAACAGUGGAAGAAUGGAACCCCCUUGAAACUGUUGGAUCCAACAUUGAGAGAUUCAUUUUCAAAAAAUGAAGUCAUUAGAUGCAUCCAUAUUGGCUUAUUGUGUGUUCAGGAGGAUCCAGCCAGCCGACCAACAAUGGCAACAGUUGUUCUCAUGCUCGACAGUCACUCUGUGAGCCUGCAGUUGCCGCAGCAGCCGGCAUUUUUGUUUCGGAGAAAAGCAAAGAGGAACAUGAAUACAAAGGAAGCAGGGCAUGAUGAUUCUACAACCCAAUCAGUUCCAUAUUCUGUUGAUGACGCAUCGAUCACUCAAAUAUACCCUCGAUAGUGUGAGGAAGCGAGGUGUUGUCUGUCUUAAGUGUUAUUUGCUUCCUAGAAUCUAAACUUUGGUCGACUUAUGUACAUUCAUAUAUAAACAUAGACGCCCAUUUGGAAGUAGAUGUGCCUAAUAAAAUGCCGAAGUGAAAACAAA